CAUUGUGCAGGGAAGGAGAGGGAAUCGUAAAGGAAAAAGAAAGAAUACGCCCUUUUUAUAUCCUUACUUUGCGGAGAGCGCAAGCUAUGUAAAACUUCCUUGGCUUCAAACGCUGUCUGACGGUCGUUUUCCUAUGUAGGAUACCAAUAAGGAUUAAUGAUAUUUAACGCGUAUCAACGCAUCAAGACGAAUCAGCUUUAAUUUGAAAAUUACAAUGGACGAUUUAGGAUUGCCUGACCCACCUUACUCCCCUCUCAGUCCUCGUAUUGUUGUGUUUGAUGCUCUCCUAGCCGAUUUGGAGAACUCCACUUCUCCCCUAGCCAGACGCCCUGUCCUUCUCACCUCUGACCCCCCUGCUGCAUCAGCGAGUUCCCCAGAGUCUGAGCCCUCCAGUGCCCAGGACUCUGUCCAGACUCGACCCCCACCCCCAGCCUACACCCCUCAACAAACGGUGUCUGCUGCAAUGAAGUCCAACAGCUCUCAGAACCCUGACACUGAUAAACUGUACAGUACAGUGUGCAAGCCCCGCUCUCCUCGCUCCCCUGACCCUCCCCCGGCCUUCUCCUCCUCUUCUGUUUUAGGGGGCGGGCUUAGUGAGCUGGACCACUUACUGCAAGAGCUCAAUGCCACUCAAUUUAACAUCACAGAUGAGAUUCUUGCCCAGUUCCCCACCAGUAAACAGGAUGAGGGGGAGAAAUUUAAGGAAUUCCAGGGCUCUAGAGGACGUGAGGAGACAGGCAAAGACAAGGCAGCAUCUUCCUCCACCACCUCUGGCUCAGUGAAGCCUUCAGCCACCUCUGCCACUCUGGAGUUAGACAAACUCAUGGCAUCCCUCUCAGACUUCAGAGUCCAGAGCUCACCGGCUCCUCCUGUCAGUCAACCAGUGGUCACUUCCCCGCGGCAACAAGCCCCACCUCCACAAGCCUCUUCUGGUGGCUCCUUGGAUAGCAUGCUGGGACUCCUCCAAUCUGAUCUGACCAGACAAGGAGUUCCCACCUCCUCCAAGGGAAACUGCUCCGCCUGUCAGAAACCAGUCGUUGGGCAGGUGGUCACUGCUCUGGGUCGAGUGUGGCACCCAGAGCACUUUGUGUGCACGGAGUGCGAGGCUGAGCUUGGAAACCAGAACUUCUUUGAGAAAGACAGCAGACCCUACUGCGAGUCUGACUACUUCUCCCUGUACUCCCCACACUGUGCUCACUGCAACAAGCCCAUUCUCAACAAAAUGGUCACUGCCCUGGACAAGAAUUGGCACCCAGAGUGCUUUUCCUGUGUAAAGUGUGGGCGGGCCUUUGGGGAGGAAGGCUUCCAUGACCGGGAGGGACAGCAGUACUGUCAGCAGUGCUUCCUCUCUCUGUUCGCCUCCCGCUGUCAGGGCUGUUCCCAGCCAAUCCUGGAGAACUACAUCUCUGCCCUCAACUCCCUCUGGCACCCACAGUGUUUUGUCUGCAGAGAGUGCUACACACCUUUUGUGAACGGCAGUUUCUUUGAACACGAAGGCCAGCCACUAUGUGAGGCGCACUACCACCAGUCCAGGGGGAGCGUGUGCCACGCCUGCCAGCAGCCCAUCCUAGGCCGCUGCGUCACCGCCAUGGGUGCCAAGUUCCACCCCCAUCACCUCGUCUGCCACUUCUGCCUGAAGCCCCUGAGCAAAGGCUGCUUCAAGGAGCAGGAAAACAAGCCCUACUGCCACACCUGCUUCAUCAAGCUCUUUGGCUAAGGCGGUAGUUCUCAAAAUCAGGGGUGCGGUGAGGGUUGAAGGGAAAAGGCAGUGUGUGUGUGUGUGUGUGUGUGUGUGUGUGUGUGUGAGAGAGAGAUUGGUGGGUCUUUAAAAAGUGUCCUAUUACCAAAGGAGGGCCUGACUGAAAAAGUUUGGGAACCACUGGGCUGAGGAAUGAGGGAAAUCUCUCUCCUUCCACAAACUUCAUCAAAUCAGACAGCUUGCUUACUGUAUGCUAUAUCUCUUCUUCAGUACUCAAAGUGUUGGGACACACAGAAACAGGCAGUAUGGAUGGAAGAGUUUAGACAAUAAUGUAUAAAGGGUAUAAUGGACUCCUUUACAAAUAUACGUGCCAAAAAAGUAUACCAAAAGAAAGGGACUUUGAAUACAAAAAAGUGAGAUGGGGUGCAUCUGAAGUUAACAUGUAAACAGGACAAUCAAGUUUGGAAGACAAGUAGUACUUUACUGAACAGUUCUUCAAAUCAACUACAUUUUAUCUCCUCAAAUUCGUUCUCUGUCCUGUUGAGUUGUAAUGCACUGAGGAGUAGCAUACCUUUAAUUUAUCUUUCUCUCUAGCAAAUGUAUGAAUUAUACAGAACAUGGAAGGAGCUAGAAUGGUGCGAUUCUAAUCAAUAUUUUAAAUAUUUAUAUUGAAGUCAGUACGCAUGAAUAUGAUUAUUUUGAUGAAGGACCCUUUUUUAUUAUUUCUAUUUCUUAUUCCUGUUGAGGAUUUAGUAGCUUUUGUCUGUAUAUGUGUUCACAAACAUACAUAUACAUAUGUAUAUACACUCAGCACUUUAUUAGGUAUUCAUUAAACUUAUUUCUUCUGCCUCUGCAGCCCAUCCUCCUAGAGGUUUGACAUGUUGUGUGUUCAGAGAUGUUCUUCUGCAUACCACUGUUGUAAUGUGUGGUUACUGUCACCUUCCUGUCAGCUUUGACCAGUCUGACCUCUCUCAUUAACAAAGCGUUUCUGUCGGCAGAACUGCUGCUCACUGGAUUUUUUUUGGUUUUUGCACCUUUGAGUCUGUUGUGCGUGAAAAUACCAGGAGAUUAGAAGUUUCUGAGAUAGUCAAACCACCCUGUCUGGCACCAACAGUCAAAGACCUAGAUCACAUUUUGUCUAAAAAACAGCUGAACCUCUUGACCAUGUCUGCAUGCUUGAAUGCAUGUAGUUGCUACAUGAUUAGCUGAUUAAAUAUUUGCAUUAACAAACUGGUGUACAAGUCUACCUAAUAAAGUGCUCAGUGAGUGUAUAUGCUUUGCUUUGCAAUUAUAGCUAUGUCACUGUUAUUGCUGCAUUCAUAUUUUCAAUAUACAUUUCGCUGUUUGUGUUUUUUUAAACAAAUAAGCCUUGUGAGACUUGGGUUUAUUUAAGAAUGAUGUUCUAUGCUCCAUUGUAAAGAGCCAUAUGCUGGUAAAAAAGGCUUAAAACUAUGAUGUUAAAGACACAUUUGAAGCCAUAUAAUACUUUUUUACACUGCCAAAGAUUUUGAAGCGAGGAUCUUGUCUAUUUUAUGCUUACACUGUGUAUCAGUCGCAUCAAAGAAUAUAAUCAUCAUUUUGGUUGUGAUUGUCGAUCCUCUUUGACCAAAGAUGAAUAAACUAUAUUACCUAUCACCUUA
Conger conger (European conger) is the source of this 3339-nucleotide messenger RNA. RefSeq names its product transforming growth factor beta-1-induced transcript 1 protein-like. The record is from RefSeq and is a predicted model, not a curated record. Gene Ontology annotation, biological process: muscle structure development; actin cytoskeleton organization. The coding region runs from base 215 to 1717 and encodes 500 amino acids. Gene Ontology annotation, cellular component: adherens junction; stress fiber; filamentous actin. Gene Ontology annotation, molecular function: actin binding; muscle alpha-actinin binding. NCBI's taxonomy places the organism in Eukaryota, Metazoa, Chordata, Actinopteri, Anguilliformes, Congridae. The transcript has 12 exons.